This is a messenger RNA of Xyrauchen texanus (razorback sucker), 2939 nucleotides long. Its product is annotated as leucine-rich repeat-containing protein 10B-like. Gene Ontology annotation, molecular function: protein binding. The coding region runs from base 834 to 2063 and encodes 409 amino acids. Lineage: Eukaryota; Metazoa; Chordata; Actinopteri; Cypriniformes; Catostomidae. The record is from RefSeq and is a predicted model, not a curated record. The transcript has a single exon.
AGCAAGAGAGAAAAACGCGAGACGAGGCUUGAUCGCACAACGGUGGGAAGAAAGCGAACCGGACCGAACACUGCUGGGAACUUUAAUCUGAUUCCUCAGAGGAUUUGUUUUCUCUCGCCUGAUUGAGGACUGCGCGUUUCAUACAAACCGGAGUUAUUACAGUUAGACAUCAUCGGUUCGGUUCACCUUGCCGCCGGCCAGGUCACUGCGAGAGACUGCGAGACCGGGAUCCACAGACCCCGCUGCCGGGACAAGCGCUGCGUGUGUCCGCAGACAGACGCCCAGCACCAGCGUUCACAACUUAAAACGUCAUACUGUUUCCCCGUGAAAAUGACUGUUAUGUGAGUCCCUUAAAGGCUUUUAAAUAACAUACUUAAAUAAUAGCUAUAAAAGGGAAUCUAAUUACAAUUUGGAAACUACUUUAACACCAUUUUUUCUGAGAAGUUCUACAUUAAAGAGACACAAGAUUUAUUCCUGUUACAGUUCCAACAAUUUCUAGAACUACUAUUAUUAUUAUUAUUAUUAUUAUUAUUAUUAUUACAUCCUGUUCCAUAGCUUGUCAUUUUUUAAAUAUUUCAAUUUAAGUGACACAAAGAUUCACAAUGGCUCUUUGCUGGUAUCACCAUUGUAUUUGCUGACGUUGGACCUUGUUUUGGGACUGAAAGGAAGCCGUCUCAUAGUCAGAGCACCAUGCGUUGCUAUACUGGCUCUGUCACCGCCGGGUCAAUCUUACCAAGUGAAACUGACACGGGGAGGGAAGGCCAACCCCACAUAAUGCCUCAUCGUCUUAUCCCGUCCUGAAACACAAACUCUUGCUUCAUACGGUGGAGGGAAUGGGCAACUCGUCUCGAAAAGAGUCAGAGGAAGAAGGUGGUGAGAAGAAGGGAGAUAAGGAGGAAGUAGCGGAGAAAAAGGUGAAAAAAGAGGAGGUAUUUGAGGACGAAGAGCUGCCGCUCGUUGUCGCUAAACUCUUGGCAAGUGGAGACCCGGUGUUGGACUUGAGUUACUACAAGUUCCGCCGGCUUCCUCGUCAAGUCUCGGAUCUGCAACAUCUGGAGAAGCUCUACGUAUGUGGAAACCGCCUUCGCGACAUCCCCAAGCGUAUCGUGCAGCUGCAGGGCUUGCGCACCUUGGCGCUCGAUUUCAAUAAGCUUGAUGACAUCCCGUUGUCGGUGUGCCAGCUGACCAAUCUCACCUGUCUCUACCUGGGCAGCAAUCGGUUGAUGAGUUUGCCUCCAGAAAUGAGGAACCUUCAGAGCUUACGCUGCCUUUGGGUUGAAAGUAACUACAUCCAGCGAUUCCCCAAGCAGUUAUAUGACCUUCCUCAUCUACGCUCAUUGCAAUUCGGGGACAACCGACUAUGCUCGCUGCCUUCGGACUUAUGGCGCAUGGAGGCCUUGCGAGGACUCUGGCUGUACGGAAACCGCUUCCAGGAGUUUCCACGCGUGCUCCUCAAGAUGGAGCAACUGGAGAUCCUGGAUUUAGACCAUAAUCGGAUAUCGGAGUUCCCCAACUUGCAUCAUCUUCCGGCGCUGCAGCUCUUCUCCUAUGACCACAACCCUGUCAAGGAGCCGCCACAUGUAGGGGAGGAGGUGAUAAUUGUUGGCGAAGGGGCUGAGGAUGUCCUACAGGCUAGAGACAGAAGGAAAGAGGCAAAAGAGCGUGCAGAGAAGGAGGCGGAGGAGGUGGCGGCCGCGGCUGCAGCGGCAGCUAACCCCGUUAUUCACGGAAUACUUAAGAAACUUCGAAUGAGCUCCGCUCUUAACCUAGCAGCCGCUAAGGAGAAAGAAACAAAUGGCGCAAUUCCAUCAUCAGCCACAGAGGGCGAUGAAGAUGAACUACAUAGUAAAGAUGAAUGGUCAGAGUUUGAGAGACAAGGUGUGGCACUUGAUGAGCUUGGGUAUGAGGAGGAGGGCCAAGGGUAUGAAUGGGAGGAGCUAAUAUAUGAGGGGGAGGGCUAUGAAGGGUAUGAAGGGGCAGGGUUAGAGUAUGAAAGAGCAGAAAUGGAUUAUGAAUAUGAAGGGGAGGAGCUGGAGGAACACGCACAAAGGGGAGGAGCUUGAUAUUUGAACGUCUUCAAUUAGUUUUUGGAGCUUACUGUUUAGCGAUAUGGACUGUUAGACAAAGGUUGCAGGUUCAACCCCAAGUUAAGAUGAACUGGAGCGUUACAGAGAGAUAUUGGGCCCAUAUAAAUGUACUUAAAGGAAUAGUUUUAAAGCACUAAAUUUAACACAGUGUUACAAGUUUUGCCUUUGAAUUUGGAUGUUAUGCAUUUGAAUGACUGUCAAUUAGUAACGAAAUGUUUCAAAUACACAUUAAGUCUGUAAGUUAUGAAAUGGCAUCACUCAAAGCCCACAAAUCAAAGGCGAAGUGUGUAAUUUCUACAUGACAACAACACCAAACUGAAUUGCAAUUUGUAAGUUUGAGCGGGCCAAUUGAGACGGGACUAUCUGUUUUUCCAAACGAUGGCAGAAGCGGCAAUUGUUUGAAAGAGUAAAUAAUAUUGCAAUUCUGUUGGGUGCCACUAGUGAUGCAGAAAUGUCACAUUUCUUUGUUAAAUGUUGAGUUUGCUACAGAAAUAUGAAGACAGAAGACAGUGUUGCUAUUAUAAGAAAGCAGUUAUUGUUGGGCUGACCUGGCUGCGAUCCUCAAACACAGGUCUUACUUUAGUAAUUGCAGGGUUUAACGAUUUAAUAAUUCUCAUUCUGAACAAUCAAGUAUGUAGACCUGUGAAACUGCACACAUUUGAUGCAUCAAAACUUUGUUACUGUGUGCUGUGUACUUUUAAUUAAGAGCAGGGCUCUGACAUUUUUUGUUUGUUUAGUGUGUGCAACUUUACCCCCGACAUGGGUGUACUGUUUAUAAGAAACUUGAUACUGCAAUUGCAGUGAUGUGUGUUGGUGAAACCAAAUGUUCUCUUAUUAAAUAAGCAAUGAGUU